Molecule: messenger RNA, 846 nt
Organism: Trichobilharzia szidati
Lineage: Eukaryota; Metazoa; Platyhelminthes; Trematoda; Strigeidida; Schistosomatidae
Source: the annotation of a GenBank genome assembly
UGUGUCUACGACCUUGGUAACAAGACAAAAUCCAUUUGUUAUUUUCGGUGUACUAUUUUUGUCAGGUCGUCAUCUUGAUUGAUUCGGUAAUGCUGCUAAUCAAUAAGGCACUAUUUUUGUGGACGAUAUGCUGCGUAUUUUUGUUUCUACUAAUUUUAAAAGUCAGUGAAAUUACAUACUGGAAUUGGUUUAUUACGUUUAUACCGAUGUGGUUUCUGGAUUUUACUUUACUUAUCGCAACUAUACUGCACAUGUCUGGAAGGCUUACUCAAAUACUUGGUCGUUAUGAUUUGGGAAGUAAAUUCAAUCAGGCUCUGACACUAAGUUUUAUCCUGUGGAAGUUGGCUGCAGAGAUUACUCUUUGCUUGUAUUUGGAGGGAUAUAUGAAUGUUGCUUCAGACAACCAAAAUGAAGUAUCCACUGCUAUAGGAGUUCGGCAACCACAACAAAUACCAAUGCCAACACCUCCGAGACAUCGGCUGGUUUUCGCGGUGUUUCCUUUAUGGACCACUAUGCUUAUAUGUUUAUUAGCCGCGUGUAGUCAGAUUGUAAAUAACCGUAUGACUGCAGUUUGGGCCUUCUGUGCAAAUGAACAAUCAAGUGAGUGUAAUGAACGGCAGAAGCAACGAAAAAUGGAAUUUCCGCUGGAACAUUGUGAAGCGAAGUAACCAAUUGCCCUAUGGUUUUCUUAAAUAUUUAUUACUUGUUAUUAUGAAACCAAUAUAAUAUACCCUUUAAGAAAAUAUUAUAAUCUUGGGUAUGAGUCCCAAGUAAGUUCUACCUAAACAUCAGAUGCCUUGUACAAAUCUUUCUUUCUAAUAAAAGAUCUUCCGUAUUGUUACAAAA